This is a messenger RNA of Siniperca chuatsi (mandarin fish), 3640 nucleotides long. RefSeq names its product inhibin beta B chain. The transcript has 2 exons. The record is from RefSeq and is a predicted model, not a curated record. Lineage: Eukaryota; Metazoa; Chordata; Actinopteri; Centrarchiformes; Sinipercidae. The coding region runs from base 1 to 1152 and encodes 383 amino acids. Gene Ontology annotation, biological process: SMAD protein signal transduction; BMP signaling pathway. Gene Ontology annotation, molecular function: cytokine activity; growth factor activity. Gene Ontology annotation, cellular component: extracellular region.
AUGCAUUUAUUUAUUUCAGAGUCAAGCAUGAUGCCGUCUUUUUCAUUCCCAGCGUUUCUGCUUUUGGCACCCUUGUUGUUGAAGGGUCUCUGUGUCAGUGGCUCCCCGGGCUGCGCGUCCUGUGGCUUGCCGGCCAUGGAGAAAGACGCAGAGCAAAGGCUGAUGAUAGAAAUCGCCAAGCAGCAACUUCUGGACAAGCUGCACCUGAAAGAGAGACCAAACAUCACUCAGACGGUGCCCCGGGUGGCGCUCCUCACAGCGCUGCGCAAACUGCAUUCGGGGCGCGUCAGACAGGAUGGUACUCUUGAACUAGAAAACAACAUACCUACCAAAGAUCAAGGCUAUGAAAUAGUGAGCUUUGCAGAUAUAAAUGAGACAGAGAAUGGUGAUAAGGCCAACCUCAGUCUUACCUUCCAGUUUCUGCAAGAACGUGGCCAGAGUAUCCAGGUCCUCCAGUCUUCUCUGUGGGUCUAUGCUCGCUCCUCUGAGGACCCUCACAGAGACUCCCGCCUCUCUGCCCGGGUUUUCCUCUCUGCAGAUGAUCGGGUGUCAGGCACAAACCGCACCCUGGUGAUAGAAAAGAUGCUGGAGGUCCAGGAGAGUAACUGGCACACUUUCCCCAUCACCCGCACCAUGCAGGCCUUCCUGGAUGGUGGCCAGCACCGGCUGCGGCUGGAGGUCAGCUGCUAUGAGGAUGGGAAGAACCUUUGCUCCCUGGGUGGCUCUGCUAGCUCCCCCAACCAGCCCUUCCUGGUGGCCCAGGUACGUCUCCGUGAUGACAACUCCAAACACUUAGUCAGGAAGCGCUCGUUACGUUGUGGUGAUGAUGUAACCGUGUGCUGCAAGAGAGACUUCUACAUCAAGUUCAAGGAUAUCCAGUGGCAUGACUGGAUCAUUGCACCUGAAGGCUACCAUAUGAACUACUGCAUGGGUCAGUGCCCCCAACAUCUGUCUGGCUCCCCAGGCAUAGCAUCCUCAUUCCAUGCCACUGUCUUCAGCCAGCUGAAAGUCAACGGCAUUAACACGGCUGCAGCUUCAUGUUGUGUUCCCACUGAGCGUCGGCCACUCUCUAUGGUGUACUUCAACUCUCAGCACAGCAUUGUCAAAACGGAUGUCCCUGAUAUGAUAGUAGAGUCCUGCGGAUGUACAUAAAGGACAGACUAUGAAAGACAUGGUAUAGUUAACACAGAUUUGUUUUAACACAGGAAACUUAAAAGAAUUAUGUGUGUAUUGUAGACAGACAGAAAGAUGCAAACACAUGAACACAGGAGAUGACAAUGGAAGUAUUUCUCUGUGUUUAGAUUACAUUAGGGAAAUAGCACAAAGAAAAAGAGAAUAUUAUAGGAUAAGCUAGUACUGCAGCACUCACGCAUAUUCUAACAAGAAUAUAUAAAAAAUUCAAGAUUUAAAUCGCUAGAUUUUUUUGUAUUAUAUAAUAUGAAAUCAUACUGUUUAUCACUCAUCAUUUAAUUCUAAAGUAUUGUAAUAUGCAGUAUGUAAAGAGCUAGUUGGAGAGAAAAUGUUGAGGGCCUAGAACCAGUUGAAAUAAGAUUAUACACUGAGUCUGAAUGCAGACACAUUUUUUCAUCCAUAUGUCAAGAAGCAUACAUUAAAGAGAGGAUAGAAACUGAGCAACCUUAAUAUAUGGCAGACUCAGCACAGAUAAGAAAGGUGUGCUAUUAAUGUAAAACAUUUAUAGUGGUGACAAGUAGAUCAGGCCAGGGCUGAUUGAAGUUUCGCUUAAAGACAUUUUUUAUGGAGGUCAUAACAAACGCAAAGAGAUUAAUCUGAAGCCUUCACAGUAGUGUACAUUUUAGAGCUGCGAUCUUUUUUCAUUUUCAUCAUGUAGGUUAUUUAUUUUGUAUUGCACAAUUUCUGCUGGGAUUCAGUUCAAAGUAAAAUGUUUUAUGGAUCUCAGGAAAUUGGGAGCAGAACUGUCAGCAUUUCUAGCUCUUUCAAAACAUGUUUCAUGUAAUAGUCACAGUGUCCACGUACAAUAUAUAUACUCUAAAUACUUUUAUACUAUUUUACUUUUAAUACUAUUUUACAGAACUGUUAUAUUUCCAUGGCUUAUCUGCACCUUUUCUUAGCCUAACUAAAUGUUGCCAUUUUAAUGUGAGGCAAUGAAAGAGAUCCUUGAUUUAAAGUGCCUUCUUCAUUAACUCGUGAUGACAAAGUGCAACUGAGUAUCAAGUCAUCUUGGUCUAAAUACCAAAGAAAAUCUAUUGAGUAUAUCACUUCUAUUUUUAUUCCAUUACUGACUAAUGGAGUCUUUUUAUGUGACAUAAUGUUUAUAUGGACACUUAUUUGUAUUCUGAUAAUAUGACAUUCUGUCUACGUCCAGCAAACAUUUUUUAUUUUAUUGUAAAGUUUUGGUAAAAAGCAGUUUUUAUUACAGUGCAAGAACACACUGAGCUGAAACAGUUUGAACAGGUACAAUCCGCCCUGAGUCUGAGUACAGCCGAUGCUGCAUGCAGGUUGAAAUAUGUUUGAUCAGCAUCUCCACUGUAUUAUUUACACAAGUCGGCUAAUCAGUUGGGUAACUAUGGCUCUGACAGUGUAUGAACACAAGGUCAUUCCUCAGCAGCGUCAGCAAACAUUUAGCUAUUGCUUCAGUGUCAGGUAAUGUGAAGGUCUGUGAGGAAGGUGGGUCAAUGAGCAUGUGCCAUUGCACGUUGGCAUUUAUAUCUCUCAAAGUCUAAAGUUUUCUGGUGGUGAUGUAAAAUUAGAAGCUAUCCAGCAAAAGGCAAUCUGAUAAUCAUUUCUGGGGAUUUGAAAACAUCUUCCUCGUACCCCAAUUGCACAAUAUAUAGUUCUAUAAUUUAUAAUUCUAACUUUGUUUUGAGUAUUUACAGUACUACGUCCAUACUGGGAAAAUGACAGAGUGAAGUAUUUUACUUUACCCACAGAUGGGGGAAAAAUGCAAACAAUGGUGCAACAGCUUGCAAAAUAAAGAAGCAUAGAAAUAAAUUAUUGGGAAAAUGCAUUAAUCCUGCCUUCUGUCAUUUCAUGUUAGAAAGAAUAAUAUAGUACAGUAAUUUCUUGUAUACCAACUAAAAAGUUGGGGUGUUUUGCCCAAAUAUUAUAACAAGAUUUUUUGUAAAAUUGUUGUCCAAAUAGCCCUGUUUUACCUCUUUCUAUUGCCUUUAAAAGCUGCACUUGUAUUAUUUCUUCAGAGUUCAAUCCUGUAUAAAACAAUUUUAACGCUAGAGUUUAUUGUUUAUUAUUUUAUCUUGUAAGCACCCCAUCCCAGGACUCAAUGUGACAUUGAGUGCCAUCAUAACAUAACUUACUAAGCACUUUAUCACCCUACUGUAUUUUUAGAGAAAAUUUAGCUUGAAGGGUCUACUACUUAUAACUCAGGUUGGCACAACCUAGAAAAUGUAAAUAGGCCUUCAGAUUGCAUGUGUUUGCAGAGCACACAGAUGAUACAGGAAUUUCUGUAUACUGUAACUGGUGGAAAGGAUUUGAAUUUUGUGUCAAUUUAAAGUUAUAAUUAUUGUUUUUAUUUUUAUAUCAUGCUAUAUUUAAUAAUUAUUUGUAAUAGCAACAGAAUGUAAAAUGUUUGUCAUAAUGUGCUGAAAUGAUGUGAUUGCAGUUUAAAUAUAUUUUUAAUAAAUAAAUAAAUACUUUAAAUCAA